This is a messenger RNA of Galeopterus variegatus (Sunda flying lemur), 2063 nucleotides long. It is a transcript of the gene EMB, whose product is annotated as embigin. Gene Ontology annotation, cellular component: axon; plasma membrane. Gene Ontology annotation, biological process: dendrite self-avoidance; homophilic cell-cell adhesion; axon guidance. Bases 1 to 1002 code for a protein of 333 amino acids. The transcript is spliced from 9 exons. Gene Ontology annotation, molecular function: cell-cell adhesion mediator activity. NCBI's taxonomy places the organism in Eukaryota, Metazoa, Chordata, Mammalia, Dermoptera, Cynocephalidae. The record is from RefSeq and is a predicted model, not a curated record.
AUGAUUGUGUGGGAUAUGAGCAGUUUCCAAGGACUCUCUAAAGCUCAUCAGAAAUCCCUUCACCUCUUUCACACAUUUCCUGCUUUGCCUGUGAGGUUUAUCAUUGGACAAACAUUCUUUGGAACUGCGCCUGUUGGGGAUUUAGGUUUUGCUAGGUACAUUAUUUUUGUCAGUAACCUUCUCUUGGAGAGUCACAACAUAUCACUGACUGAACAUUCCAGUGUGCCAGUAGAAAAAAAUAUCACUUUAGAAAGGCCUUCUAAUAUAGAACUAUCAUGCCAGUUUACAACAUCUGGGGAUUUGAAUUCAGUAAAUGUGACUUGGAAAAAAGGUGGUGAACCACUUAAGGCUAAUUAUCUUAUCAAUGCAACAGGAAACAUCCUGUAUACCAAAUACACGUUCGCCAUCAAUAAUAGCAAACAAAUGGGAAGCUAUUCUUGUUUCUUUGAAGAGGAAAAGGAACAAAGGGGAACAUUUAAUUUUAAAGUCCCUGAAAUUCAUGGAAAAAACAAGCCAUUGAUCACUUAUGUGGGGGAUUCUACUGUCUUGACAUGUACAUGUCAAAAUUGUUUUCCUUUAAAUUGGACCUGGUACAGUAGCAAUGGGAGUGUAAUGGUUCCUGUUGAUGUUCAAAUGAAUGAUAAGUAUGUGAUCAAUAGCACAUAUGCUAAUGAAACAAGGUUCAAGAUCAUGAAACUUUCAGAGGAAGAUGGAAGAUCUUACUGGUGCCGUGCGUUAUUCCAGUUAAGCGAGAGUCAAGAACGCAUUGAACUUGUCGUGCUGAGCUAUUUGGUGCCUCUCAAGCCAUUUCUAGCAAUAGUUGCUGAGGUCAUUCUUUUAGUGGCUAUUAUCCUGCUUUGUGAAAUGUGCAUGCAAAAGAAAAAGCAGCAGCCAGAUGAUGGGAAAGAAUUUGAACAAAUUGAACAUCUGAAAUCAGAUGAUAGCAAUGGUAUAGAAAAUAAUGCCCCCAGGCACAGGAAAAAUGAAUCUGUGGCUCAGUGAAUGGGAAACAUCAUGUCAAAAUCAUGAGAAGAUGUACCAAGAGUUUGUAUAUCACCUUUGUUUAUCUUUACUAUUAAAAGCAUCUGAGUUUUUAUUUUGAAAAGGAUGAAAAGUUUAUGCAACAUGCUCAGCAGUAGCUUCAUAAACAAAAUAUGCUGUCUCAGUUAUAAAGGUAUAUUUGCAUUCUGUAAUUGUUUUACAUUAAAUCAAGGUAAUGUCAAGGUCAUUGAUGUAUUAAAUAUGUUUUAUGAGCUAUAACUCAGGAUAAGUAAUUUCAUUCUGGUCUUCAAGGGACAUACAGAACAUACACCAGCAAAAUCAGUUAAUAGUUGAUAGAACAAAUGUCACUCAAGGCCUAUUUAUAACCAAAGAAUUCAUUAAAGAGAAAUCCUUUGCCCUUUGUCUUAAAGUUUUUUUUCCCUUUCAGACUUACUAUGUAUGAAAGUAUUUCUAGCAAUUUUCAUGUACAAUUUAUCCUGUGAUAUUGAAAAAAUGUAUUUUCACUGGGAAUGAAUACUUUCUGCCUUUGCUAAUGAUGGUUUCUCUACAAUCUCCACAGAAAAACAUACUUCUUGUCCAUAAAUAUUGGCCUAAGGCAAGAAAAUAAAAUAUGCUUGCCCCAAAGUUCUGUCGCUACAGAAGUGAAUUUCUCAGUCUUUAUUUAACUCAUUUCCUCUGCUUUUCCACACCAGGCUGAGGUGCUUCUUAGUCUUUAAGUAGAGCAUCUGUUUUUAUGACAUGGGUUUGGACUUCUUAAGGUACACUGAUAUUGAUGUGUUAAGCCUAUAUAGUUAUAAUGCAAUACUGUCACACUGAUGCUUUUGUGAUUCAUAUUUUCCUGGUAUCUAUGGCUAUUUAAAUAUCUAGAAAUGCAUUAAUACUUUACAAUAAUAAUUCCUUUGACUGAAAUUCAGAAGUAUUAAAAUAUUUCUUUUAUGUUAUUGUGAAUGCCCUGGACUUAUCUUCAAAAACAGGAUACUUAGUUUCUGUUAUGUAUAUAAAUGAAAUAUUUUACAAACUCACUGUAACCAAAUCAAAUUAAAUCUGAGUAGACAUGAAAA